Messenger RNA from Eutrema salsugineum, 1679 nucleotides. Its product is annotated as transcription factor bHLH122. Gene Ontology annotation, cellular component: nucleus. Lineage: Eukaryota; Viridiplantae; Streptophyta; Magnoliopsida; Brassicales; Brassicaceae. The record is from RefSeq and is a predicted model, not a curated record. The transcript is spliced from 6 exons. The coding region runs from base 200 to 1342 and encodes 380 amino acids. Gene Ontology annotation, molecular function: DNA-binding transcription factor activity, RNA polymerase II-specific; protein dimerization activity; RNA polymerase II cis-regulatory region sequence-specific DNA binding. Gene Ontology annotation, biological process: regulation of transcription by RNA polymerase II.
GCUUCCCUCACGUUCUCUUUCUCCUCUUUUUUUUUCCUUCUUCUUUCCCUUUCUGGUUUUUUUUAUUUCACAUAUUUUAAUUUAUAAUCUCAGAGAUCUCUCGCCGGGAAAAUCUCCCGGCGAAUCAGCGAAACUUCCGGUGUUAUCUAAUCCAACAGAGAAAAUAACACGGGAGGAGAAGAACACUAAAGCUACUAAGAUGGAGUCAGAAUUUCAGCAACACCACUUCCAUCUCCACGAUCAUCAACACCAGAGACCCAGAAACUCUGGAUUGAUUCGUUACCAAUCCGCACCGAGCUCGUAUUUCUCCAGCUUCGGUGACAGAGAAUCGAUCGAAGAGUUCUUAGAUCGACCGACUAGCCCCGAGACGGAGCGAAUCUUAUCCGGUUUCCUUCAAACCACCGACACAAGCAACAACGUCGAUAGUUUCCUCCACCACACUUUCAACAGCGACGGGUCGGAGAAGAAACCUCCGGAGGUGAAGAUGGAGGAGGUAGAUAUUCCGGCGACGGCGAUGGAGGUCGUCGUUUCCGGUGGUGGUGAUGAUGUUGAGGUUUCAGUGGCUCCUGAUUCAAUUGGGUAUGAUUCGGUGGUGAGGAAUUUAGGUCAGAACAAAAGACCUAGAGAGAGAGAUGAUCGGACUCCGGCGAAUAAUCUCGCUCGUCAUAAUAGCUCACCCGCCGGAUUGUUUUCCUCCGUCGAUGUCGAAACAGCAUAUGCAGCUGUAAUGAAAAGCAUGGGAGGUUUUGGAGGAGGAAAUCUGAUGAACACAAGCAAUACUGAAGCUUCAUCGUUUACUCCUAGAAGCAAGCUUCCUCCUUCAGCUUCUAGACAGAUGAGUCCGAUCUCUGAGAUUGAUGUCAAACCUGGUUUCUCCUCUAGAUUGCCUCCUCGUACACUCUCUGGUGGCUUUAAUCGUUCUUUUGGUAAUGAAGGCUCUGCUUCCUCUAAGCUCUCGGCUAUUGCAAGGACCCAAUCUGGUGGUCUAGAUCAAUACAAAACCAAGGAUGAAGAUUCAGCGAGUAGGCGUCCUCCUCUGGCACAUCACAUGAGUUUGCCCAAGUCUUUAUCAGAUAUUGAACAGUUACUCUCGGAUUCUAUCCCUUGUAAGAUCAGAGCCAAGCGUGGCUGCGCUACACAUCCUAGGAGCAUUGCCGAGAGAGUGAGAAGAACUAAGAUCAGUGAAAGAAUGAGGAAGCUGCAAGACCUUGUUCCAAACAUGGACACGCAAACAAACACAGCAGAUAUGUUGGAUCUUGCGGUUCAGUACAUCAAGGACCUGCAAGAACAAGUGAAGGAGCUCGAAGAGAGUCGGGCAAGAUGUAGAUGCUCUAGUGCGUGAAAGUACUAGAAGUCUUUAAGUAUGCACGCGUGCGUGCCAGGGAGGGAUUUUGUGCAUAGAAGUAUCGGUUCGGCCUUUGGAGAAAGUCGAAGAUAGCGAAGUAGAGAGGAGGAGAUCAUGAACAGAGCUAAAGUUGGUGGCUGAUGGUCAAAAGGGUUUUGUAAAGUUCAAACCUUUAUUGGUCGGAGAAAAGAAGAACGAAGAAGAAGAAAGUAAGUUUGUGUAAUGGUUCGAACUCCGAAGCUAUUGUAUGUUGUUCUUACACCCCAGAAGAGAAGUGAUGUAGUACAAUGAAAAGCUUCUUUUUAACUCAAGAAUAAUUCAGGGUAAUUAAAUA